UCGCUAGCUAGUUAAUGUGUUUUGCUAAUCUAAUGUGUUGUGUGAUUUAGCGCGUGAGCCUGGGUCAGGCAGCAGUUUUGACUUUUUUACUAAAAAUGUGAAUACAUUUUUUUUAAAACGUUAUUAACUACAACAUUGUUAAACAGAGAUGAUCCGAUUUGUGUCAGUUUCAGUUCUAGACCUGUUAUAAUCGAUAUUUGAUCAAUAUUGUAUCAGACCUAGCUUACACUUUGUUGAUGUUUACCUCUACAUCUUUAAUAAAUUACAGUAUAAUUACUAUUCUGUUCAUCCAAUAUAAUGUUUCUUUCAAAUAUUUGGUAUAAGAGGAGUAAAGAAACAGGUCCCAUAAUGAGAUUUAAAUACCAAGAGAUCUAUAUCUUGCAAAAGUUUUCACACCCUCACGAGCCAUGACAAAAGUUUACCUUCCUUUCUGAACACGAUAUAUAAAAUAAAUAAGUUUAUUUUCUAAUAACUGACACAGACACCUGAACAGCACUCCUCUUCAUUUGUUAUCAUCACACCUGACUGAUCUGAUAACACUCUUUAUCCAGGAACUGGCCCCGCCCCUUUUCCCAUACAUGUUCACAAAGCUCCGCCCACCAAACCUGUACAGUGGUUCAGAGAGAGGUGUAAUGUUAACAAAUACACUCAGGCAUGUCAGAGUUUCAGCUCUGUAUAAACAAUCACCUUCAGAUUUAUUAAGGUGUGAAGGACGCGUUGGGGGUGGGGCUGUAAAAUGAUUGGCAAGAUGAAGCCAAAUACAAACUAAUAAGCCGGACUGGAAGGAAGAUUUCCACGUCGUGUUCUUCUACUCAAGCCUCUGCGUCUUCCUUGUUUCUGACCUUCUUUACUUUAAUAUUGUCUGUGGUCGAGAUGGUGAAGGAGACGGGUUUUUAUGACGUCCUGGGCGUGAAGCCCGGCGCCAGUCCAGACGAGCUGAAGAAAGCUUAUCGCAAACUGGCCUUGAAAUACCAUCCGGACAAAAACCCAGCCAAGGGGGAGAAAUUUAAACAGAUCUCUCAGGCGUACGAGGUGCUUUCUGACGCACAGAAGAGAGAAGUUUACGAUCGAGGAGGAGAGGCAGCCAUUAAGGAGGGAGGGAAUGGAGGAGGAGGAGGAGGAGGCUUCAGCACACCCUUGGACAUUUUCGACAUGUUCUUCGGCGGAGGAGGACGUAUGCGCAGAGAGAGGAGAGGGAAGAAUAUUGUCCAUCGGCUGACCGUGUCUUUGGAAGAUCUGUAUAAUGGAGCCACCAGGAAACUGGCUGUACAGAAAAAUGUCAUCUGUGAGAAAUGUGAAGGUCACGGUGGACCUAAAGGUGUGGUGGAGGUGUGUCCGUCCUGCAGGGGGACAGGAGUUCAGGUCAGGCUGCAUCAGUUACUCCCCGGCAUGGUGCAGCAGAUCUCCACCGUCUGUGUCAGCUGCAGAGGUCAGGGUCAGCGCCUUAGCCACCGUAACCGCUGCAAAACCUGCACUGGACGCAAAGUCCUGCGCCAGAAAAAGAUCCUGGAGGUGCACAUCGAUAAAGGUAUGAAAGAUGGACAGAAGAUUGUUUUCCAUGGGGAAGGAGACCAGGAACCUGGACUAGAGCCUGGAGACAUCAUUAUCAUCUUAGAGCAGAAGGCACAUCCCAUCUUCACGAGACAGGACAUGGAUCUGAUCAUGACCAUGGAAAUUCAGCUCGUGGAGUCGUUGUGUGGUUUCCAGAAACCCGUCCAAAUGCUGGACAACAGAACACUGCUCAUCACCUCACACCCAGUAGGUGAGUUGAUCAGACCAGGUGAUAAGAAGUGUGUGCUGAAUGAAGGGAUGCCUACGUACCGCCGCCCCUUUGAGAAAGGCAGACUGGUCAUCUUUUUUAAUGUCGUCUUCCCCGAGGCUAACUUCCUCCCUGUAAACAAGCUGAAGCAGCUGGAGCAGUAUUUGCCUUCCACACGAGAGAAGAGCGAUCCCGACAGCAUGGACGAUGACCUCUACAUCUACGCUGACCUGGAGGACUGUGAUCUGAGCCAGGAGAGACCACGUCACCGCUACAUUGAGGAGGACGAGGAGGACUUUCAUCCAGGAGGAGUACAGUGCCAAACCUCAUAGAGCUUCCUUCCACUGCCCGUACCAUCCACCUCACUCUUCAGAUGAAGCUCCAUGAUCAGAUUGUGUUGGUGAAAAAGUGAACGAUCAUGUCCAUCACUUAGAUCAAAACUUUUUUUUUUUUCCUUUUAAUAUCAGUGGGAGAAUCUCAUGUGUUGGAAUCGUGAGCAGGUUUUUUUUUUUUUUUUUAGAAAGGAUCAGGUAGUGUUUGAUUCUUUCUUUUGAUUCCAUCACACUUACAACUGAGGGCAAGAGAAAGCAGAGAUCUCAUUCACAGAGCUGCUCAUUCUUACAGAACCUGCAAAAAACGAAAAGCCACACUGUUUAUUGCUUGUUUUUGUUUAGAUUUUGCCAUUUUUAAGGAUACUGUGAUUUAGAAAGCCAAAAGAUUUUCCUCCGACGUAUAAGCAGUGUUACUUUAACAUUUAAACCUUUAAUAAGUGUGAAAAGGAAAAGAAAAUAAAGUCUACUAGAACUGCUGUUUGUAUAAUGACCUCUAACGGUGACCGUAAACUGAAAACGAAACGAUUCUGGCUCACUAGCUUUUCUCUGUCAUGUGUAGCAGCAUUUGCACUAUAAAUUGACUGACAUCUGAUUUUAUUUUAUUUAUUUACAGCCUUUUUUAUGUGAAUUAAUUCGCCAAUUACUUCAGCUGUGUUCCUCUUUCUUGCACUUAUCUACGAAUUCGUUAUACAGAGCAGUGAACUGAUGCACUCGAUUAGUUCUGAAUAACUUUUAAAUGCAAAUUCUGUCAUCAGACCCGUAUUUUCCUUUGUGUUUGCCGAACGUCGUUCCAUCAGUUACCUGUAACCUGUGAGGCCUUAACCCGGGAGCGAGGAGCUGGGUCCCGUCCUCCAACAAGAGCUUCACGGCAAUUUUAAAAAAAUCUGUCAGAAAGAAUCUUCUGGUUUUUUUUAAUGUGGUUUUUGUUUCUUGUACUUUAAGGUCGAUUUUAUUAGGACCAAUAAUACACUUUAUUUGUACUUUAACUUAAAUCUUUAUUAAACUUAAAUCUUUCUUCUCUA
Molecule: messenger RNA, 3113 nt
Organism: Hemibagrus wyckioides
Lineage: Eukaryota; Metazoa; Chordata; Actinopteri; Siluriformes; Bagridae
Gene: dnaja1
Product: DnaJ heat shock protein family (Hsp40) member A1
Exons: 9
Coding region: 874-2091 (405 amino acids)
Biological process (GO): response to heat; protein refolding
Cellular component (GO): cytosol; cytoplasm
Molecular function (GO): ATP binding; Hsp70 protein binding
Source: RefSeq, a predicted model, not a curated record